Molecule: messenger RNA, 4421 nt
Organism: Entelurus aequoreus (snake pipefish)
Lineage: Eukaryota; Metazoa; Chordata; Actinopteri; Syngnathiformes; Syngnathidae
Gene: tap2a
Product: transporter associated with antigen processing, subunit type a
Biological process (GO): transmembrane transport
Cellular component (GO): membrane
Molecular function (GO): ATP binding; ABC-type oligopeptide transporter activity; ATP hydrolysis activity
Source: RefSeq, a predicted model, not a curated record
UAUAAAUAAAGAGAAAACGAAAGUAAAAGCUUAUUAACACUGCAUGUAAAAUGGCGAACAGUUUGGUCCUUCGUCAAGUGACUGCUUUGACUUUGGCACUUUGUGUGGACGCCUUCUUUGUGUACGCCGUGGUCGUGGAACUCGCGCACGGGACCUGUGCGAGUUAUGCGUGGGUGUUUGCGCUGCUGAGGUGUUCGGCGCGCGCGGUAACAGUGGCGGCGCUCGGAGGACUGCCGCCGGUACCGGCUCGCCUCCUCGCCGGGCACUGUGCACUUCCGGCCGUGAUGGCGACCGGGACCGCGGUGCUGGCCCUGGAGGACAACCAGUGCGGCGUGGUGGCGGACGCGCGCUGCUGGCUGAUGUGCACCGGAGCCUCGCUGGCUGCUGCCUUUUUUUGGAAACGCUCCUCCGGUCUCCGAUGGCGAAGGAAAGACGCAAAACAAGCCCAGGGUGUUGUUCAUGAGAGUGGUCGCAUGUACAAGCCGGACUAUCCCGCGAUGCUCGCUGCCUUCUUCUUCCUCACCCUGGCUGUUGUCUGUCAGAUGUCCAUUCAGUUUUACACAGGGAAGAUUAUUGACAACCUGCGUGCUAAUUACUUGCCAAAUGAAUUCUUCUCAGCGCUCCUCCUCAUGGGCCUCUACUCUUUGGGAAGCUCAUUGGGCGCAGGCUGCAGAGGGGGUCUCUUUACGUGGGCCAGAAGCUCUUUUACGUACAGAGUCAACUGCAAACUGUUUGAAGCUUUGACCAAACAGGAAGUUGGGUUUUUCGAGACGGUACAGACAGGUGAACUCACAAGCAGGUUGUCUACGGACACCAGCAUGAUGGGGGAUACAGCGUGUCUCAACGUCAACGUUCUGCUGAGGAACCUCAUCAAGAUGGUUGCCAACUUGGUCCUAAUGUUGCAACUAUCAUGGCAGCUGACACUUAUAGUGUUGAUGGUGGUCCCGGUUACGACCCUCAUACAGAACAUCUACAACAAGCACGAGCAGCGGUUGAAGCUGGCCAUACAGAACUCCCUGGCCGAGGAAAAAAAAACGGCCCAUGAGAUCCUUUUGGGUAUCCGUACGGUACGGAGCUUUAGCGCUGAAAAACACGAGGCCCGUCACUAUGACAACCGGCUGCUGGACACGAACGUCCUCAAGAACCAGCGGCAAACUGUCAAGAUUGUGUACCUUCUCGGAAGGAGGUUGACAGAUUUGGUGAUGCAGGUGCUGAUCUUGUGGUAUGGCAGGUUGUUCAUCCAGAGGGGGCAAAUGAGCACCGGCCACCUAGUCACCUUCAUCCUCUACCAGUCAGAUCUUCAGUACAACAUCAUGGCACUAAUCUACAUCUGCAGCAACAUGCUGAACUCAGUGGGGGCCGCUGCUAAAGUGUUUGAGUAUCUGGAUCGAGAACCUCAGAUCAGCACCAAGGGGGAACUGGCACCCAAUCAGCUUCAAGGACACAUUGUCUUCUGCAAUCUGAACUUUGCCUAUCCAACACGCCCUGACAUACCUGUGCUGAAGGACUUCUCUUUGGAGCUGAGAGCGGGUGAGAUGACGGCGCUGGUGGGACCGUCGGGAGAGGGGAAGAGCACUUGUGCGUGUUUGCUGAAGCGCUGGUACGAGCCACGGGACGGUGAAAUCCUGUUGGACAAUGCUCCCCUGGAAUCCUACAACUGCCGCUACCUCAGCAAGAAGAUCGCCUUGGUAAACCAAGAGCCAGUGCUCUUCUCAGGCACAAUUAAAGACAACAUCGCCUACGGACUUGAUGACUGCUCCAUUCACACCAUUCGGGAAGCGGCUCGACUGGCUGACGCCCACAACUUCAUUAUGCAGCUGGACAAAGGCUACGAUACAGAGGUAGGCGAGGGGGGCAGCUUGUUAUCUAAGAGCGAACGGCAGCGGAUCGCUGUUGCUCGAGCGCUGGCCAGGCAGCCACAGGUCCUGAUUCUGGAUGAAAUAACAAGCUCCCUGGAUGAGGACAGUGAAAACAAGGUCCUGCGAAACCUGGCCAAUCGCCUCAACCAAACUCUUCUGGUGAUUGCUCAUAGACUCAACACCAUCGAGAAGGCCAAUCAGAUCGUAGUGAUCGGUGGCGGCAAAGUUCAAGAGCUGGGAACCCACCAAGUAUUGCUGGCCAAGAAAGGGAUCUACUGCAAAGUGAGAGAGAAGCUUGCCACAAAUUGAAGCUACUGACAGGCUCCAUUUACCAUUAUGUAUUUCCAAGGUUCUACACUGUUAUGAUAAUACAACAAAUGUAUUAUUUAUUAUAUUUAUCUCAGUACAUAUACAGUAUGACUCAAGUUUUGUCAAAGGAUUGUUAAAACUUAAAAUAAAUAAUUAAAAUAAAACCUAAUAAUAAAAGCCUUUUAUAAUGAGUAAACAAAGGUUGCUGUGUUAAAAUGACCUCAAUUAAAAAACUUAAAUGGUAUCAGUGAUUUUGCAUCAUCUGUUAUGGUGAUUUUGUUCAUAAAACUGUUGCUCUAGCAGGCGUCUCAAACUCAAUUUACCUGGGGGCCACUGAAAGCAGAGUCUGGGCGGGGGGCUGGGCUGCAUCAGGUAUUCCACAAGAAAAGCUUUGUUGAAAAAAUUCCAAACUUCUCAAAUGGCUUUAUACUUAUUUUUUAUUAACACAAAAUAAGAUUAAAAUUAAAUAAACAAAUUAAUAAGAAAAUAAGUACAUACAUGUGCAGAAUAUAUUUUAAUUCCACCUGGUGUCACUGUCGUGUUUAGCCAACGCACGGAGAACGUAUCAAUGCAUGGAGAAGGUCAUUUCCUUAAUGUGCGUCAUUUCCUUAAUGUGCGUCAUUUCCGCUUUUUCCCAUUCAACAGCACGGCGGUGGAUAAUAGCCCGGUAGCAGUCUUCUUUGUUUUUGCGCUCGAUGUUGAUGUCUUUCAAGAUGACAUGAACACCGUGGAAUUCGUAGAUAGUACAAAGUACUUGAAUAGCGAGUGCAAAAAGGCGUGUCAUCCGGCGUGCCGUUACUUGAAAAAUAAUUGGAAAUAUAUAUAUAUAUAUAUAUAUGUAGUGUUCAUCAUGUGAGGCAAAGCAAGUACAAUGCAAAUAGCGCUAUGCAAAUACAAAAUAAUGACCCACAAAUAACGAUGUUACCCUAUAAUUGGUCUGGGUUAUCGGAGACUGUUAUUGCCGACGGACACUAAGCGCCUUGUUUGCCUGCUCAUUGUGUUUAGGGAUUUUGUGCCUGAGCCUUUUGUUGCAGUGCCUUUUUGUUCUUUUGGCACCGUAGUUUUUGUAUUUUAAUUAUUGACUCUGUGGACAUUAAAAGGACUUGUCGCCGCUCUUGUCCUCUGCGCUUUUUGGGAUCCACCACAGUAAGCCAUGACAUAUACGUAUAAUGUUCCGCUGGGCAGCAACUUCCGAAACUUUUAUUUGAAGUGUUGUGAACGCAGCGUGCUGGGACGCAUUUCCGUGUGUACCCAAUAGAAACGAGGCAGCCAGCUAGGCACGGAAGAAAACUCUCCACAGCAACACUGCUGUAACUUUCACUUAUUCAGAGCCACAUACCCUACCGUGAUUGGUAGGUUAAUUGAGCUCCACACUCAAAACUGUAAAGUGCCAUUUAUAUAAAACUUGCGAGCCGCACUAACAUUAGACUUUCCUAUUAAGAUGGGGGCCGCAAAAUAUUGUCUCUGGGCCUGCAAUUGGCCUGCUGGCCGCGAGUUUGAGACCCCUGUGCGAUAGUAUUGAGGAAUGAAAUACAAAAGCAAGGUGACUAAAGUCAUGCUUCGAUAUACUGUAGUUAGGAUUUAAGUAGUCUUGGUUUUUAACAUAUAUUGACACAAACCCACUGAUUCAGUUUGCCCAAAGCCUCCCAGACAAAUCCUAACUGUCCGUGCUUAAGAUGUGCACAAGACAGUGCACCAAUUGUGGUGAUAGGGAGUGGUAUGGAACUGUUUGCCAAGAGUGAACCGCCAUUUCAGGGCUUGAAAGCUGCAAUGUAAAAUGGCGGACAUAAACUGGCUGCGUGGGUUGUGUCUUUUGGCAAUAUUAGCAUGUGUGAAAGUCCCUCCUCUGUGGACUUUUGCUUUCGGUUUCCUUGUGGAGCGGUGUGCCUCACAUCUCACCAAAGUAACCUUUACUGAUAGCCAGAAAAAAGCGUCUCCCUUCAAAGCCGCUUUGAAAAGCCACCUAAGGCGGUGCCUACCAGUAACUGGGAAUAGACAAAGUCUUUCACUUUUUUAAAAUUUCAAAUCUUUAUUUAUUUUAUUGCAGUAAAUUAUGUCUUUUAACACUUUCUCCACAUUACUGUGUUCUAUCUGUAUAGUUUCCAAUGUUAUUCUAGUUAAAAGGAUUUCAAUUGAAACGAGCUUUGGCUUUCUUGAAUAAUUUUCUUUUAUUUGACCUUGUUACCAGUGAAUCUGUACUGUCACGAAACACCCUUUCCUAUGCAAAUUUAAAAUAAAUUCUUCAUCAAUCAA